This is a messenger RNA of Thlaspi arvense, 947 nucleotides long. The record is from the annotation of a GenBank genome assembly. Lineage: Eukaryota; Viridiplantae; Streptophyta; Magnoliopsida; Brassicales; Brassicaceae.
AUGAUCUUUGUCGGUCGUUUUGUACCGUGGCUUUCGUGGAUCGAUUGGAUCUGCGGUUUGGAUGCUCAACUGGAAAAGACGGCAAAGGAUUUUGAUGAGUUCUUGGAGAGAGUUGUACAAGAUCAUGUAGAUGGUGAUGGAGAUGGGACUGAUUUCGUCGAUGUGUUACUCGCCAUUCAAAGAGAGAGGAGCGUCGGGCUAGAAAUCGACCGGAUCAGCAUAAAGGGAAUCAUCUUGGAUGUUUUUGUGGCUGGUACGGACACAUCCUCCGCGCUUAUGGAAUGGGCAAUGACAGAGCUUCUACAUCACCCAGAGUGUCUGAGUAGACUUCAAGAAGAAGUCCGUACGAUUUGUAAGGAAAAAUCGAGUGUAUCACAAGAAGACAUUCAAGACAUGAACUACUUAAAAGCUGUGAUCAAAGAGACAUUCAGGCUUCAUCCUCCACUUCCAUUGCUUGCUCCUCACGAAUCAACACAUGAUGUCACAUUAAGAGAUUACCACAUACCUGCCGGUACACAGGUUAUGAUCAAUGUUUGGGCGAUCGGAAGAGAUGCUGCCACGUGGGGACCAGACGCGGAGGAGUUUAGACCGGAGAGGCAUUUAGAUUCGACUGUUGAUUUCCGAGGUCAAGAUUUUGAGCUGAUUCCAUUUGGAGCAGGGAGAAGGAUCUGUCCAGCAGUAUCAUUUGCUGCGGUAUUGAAUGAGCUGAUUUUGGCUAACUUAGUGCAUCAGUUUGAUUGGAUAUUACCGGUUGAAUCUACAGAAGAUAAAACCGGUGUCGCUGAAUCAACCGGUAUUGUGGUGCACCGCAUGUUCCCUCUUUAUGCCAUUCCAUCAUUUACUACUUGACCAAGGCAUUGUAUAUUUGGUUUAUUAUGUUAUGUGUGCAAUAAACAUGUUCACUCAUUUGAAACUCUUACUAGGGUAAUUUAAUAAGCCAAGUGAGC